Messenger RNA from Notothenia coriiceps (black rockcod), 1965 nucleotides. It is a transcript of the gene nmd3, whose product is annotated as NMD3 ribosome export adaptor. Lineage: Eukaryota; Metazoa; Chordata; Actinopteri; Perciformes; Nototheniidae. Gene Ontology annotation, cellular component: nucleus; cytoplasm. Gene Ontology annotation, molecular function: ribosomal large subunit binding. The coding region runs from base 159 to 1670 and encodes 503 amino acids. The transcript has 16 exons. The record is from RefSeq and is a predicted model, not a curated record. Gene Ontology annotation, biological process: ribosomal large subunit export from nucleus.
GGGGUCCUCUCGCACUGCGUGACGUCACCAAGCCUCUCGGUCCUCGGUAAGGAAAACGUGGACGACUUCACUUCACGCUGUGUUGUGGAUAUACCAUCAAAAACACUUCAACAUCAUAAAGAUCCACUGAAGUACACUGAUCUGUGAAGUUGACAAGAAUGGAGUACGUUCAAGCCCCUGCCACAAUCAGCGAGGCAAAUAUCCUGUGCUGUACCUGUGGCGUCCCCAUCCCUCCCAACCCAGCCAACAUGUGUGUGGCCUGCCUGCGCACUCAGGUGGACAUCUCAGAGGGGAUUCCCAAGCAAGUCACUGUGAACUUCUGCAAGCAGUGUGAAAGGUACUUGCAGCCUCCUGCCACCUGGAUGUCGUGUGCCCUCGAGUCCAGGGAGUUGCUCUCUCUUUGCCUGAAGAAAAUCAAGAGCUCAAUGACCAAAGUGCGUCUUAUUGAUGCUGGCUUUCUGUGGACAGAGCCACAUUCCAAAAGGAUUAAGAUGAAAGUGACUAUCCAGAAAGAGGUGAUGAACGGUGCGAUCCUACAGCAGGUGUUUGUGGUGGAGUUUGUCAUCCAGUACCAGAUGUGUGACGACUGCCAUCGUGUGGAAGCCAAGGACUUCUGGAAGGCCGUGGUUCAAGUCAGACAGAAGACCACUCAUAAAAAGACGUUCUACUAUCUGGAGCAGCUGAUCCUCAAGCACAAACUCCACCAGAAUGCCCUCAACAUCAAAGAAAUGAAUGAUGGGAUAGAUUUCUACUAUAGCACCAAGCAGCACGCUCAGAAGAUGACGGACUUCCUCCAGUGCACUGUGCCCUGCAGGUCAAAGACAUCCCAACGCCUCAUCUCUCACGAUAUCCACUCAAACACGUUCAACUACAAGAGCACCUACUCCAUGGAGAUUGUACCUGUCUGCAAGGACAACGUAAUAUGUCUUUCACCAAAGCUGGCGCAGAGCUUGGGCAACAUGGGUCAAGUGUGUGUGUGCGUCCGUGUCACCAGCACCAUCCACCUGAUUGACCCCAACACCCUGCAGAUUGCUGAGGUGGAUGGGGGCACCUUCUGGCGUAACCCCUUCAGCAGUCUCUGUAGCCCACGGCAACUGGAGGAGUUCAUCGUCAUGGACAUUGACGUCCUCAGGAACCAGAAGCUGGGAGCUGGAGCCGGCAUAAGGUCCAAUAAGCACCUGCUGGCUGAGCUGUGGGUCCAGAAAACAGCAGAGAUGGAUGGUCAGCAGUAUCACUGCCGCACAUACCUGGGCCACCUGCUGAACAUCGGAGACCUGGUGCAGGGAUAUGACUUUGUCAAUUCCAACAUCAAUGAUGAACACCUGAAUAAGAUGAAGCCUCACACCAUUCCUGAUGUGGUGCUGAUCAAGAAGUGCUACGACCGCAACAGGAGGUCGAAGCGCAGGAACUGGAAACUGCAUGAGAUGGAUAGAGACCGUGAAGGCAUGGCCCCAAAUGAUGAGAGACAAUACGAGGACUUCCUGGAGGACCUGGAGGAGGAUGAAGCUCUGAGGAAGAAUAUUAACAUCUACAGAGAUGCAUCCAAGGUCGCAGUGGAGAGCGACACUGACGAGGAAGGAGCACCUCGUGUUUCGCUGGCGGAGAUGCUGGAGGAGCUCAGCCUGACGGAUGCAACAGGAGAGGAUGGUGCCGAAAUGAUGACGGAGUAGCUGUCCUACUCUGUCACUAACAGGACCGCUGAUAAUACAGUCACACACAGAGCUGGAAUAACAGCAGAUUUAAUUGAAACAUCAACAACAAAUGUGUCACAGAAAAAUGAACAGCUCAUCAGACUGAUUUAAUACAACAGUUAAAUGCCAUAUAUGUGGGUUAUAAUGGCGCCACCUACUGUGGUAACAAAUAUAUUUCUGAAGUACUCUUUCUUCAUUUGUCAUGAAAUAUUUUGAAGGGAUAUGGAAAUGAGGUGCUUGUAGUUCACUAUAUCAAAAUAAAUACUUGUCCUAA